Messenger RNA from Neurospora tetrasperma FGSC 2508, 276 nucleotides. RefSeq lists its product as uncharacterized. The annotation marks the transcript as partial. The transcript has a single exon. Lineage: Eukaryota; Fungi; Ascomycota; Sordariomycetes; Sordariales; Sordariaceae. The record is from RefSeq and is a predicted model, not a curated record.
AUAUAAUGAAGACUUAGGUGCGUAAUAGAAGUAUGCCCAAGGUCUAUAUACUGACUAUAACGUAUGCAACUUGUUCGUACAACCCUUCGGCAAGCCAACUGGGUCUCAACUGAACAGUUUUGUCAGGGACAAGCAUCGAAUCCCUUUGCCCACAGCUGCUGCCAUCCGUCAGCCCCAUCAACCAUCAAAACACGAUGCCAAACUCCAGUAGCCAACCCCCCUUCCCUUUCCAAGAAACAACAAUGUGGUAUUGGUAUAGCAAGGAAAAUGUGGUCG